Molecule: messenger RNA, 1883 nt
Organism: Galleria mellonella (greater wax moth)
Lineage: Eukaryota; Metazoa; Arthropoda; Insecta; Lepidoptera; Pyralidae
Exons: 3
Coding region: 193-966 (257 amino acids)
Source: RefSeq, a predicted model, not a curated record
AUGUCAAUGUCAAAAUGUCAAUUAGAGAAUUGUAGUUUCAUAGUAAAUAGUAUAAGAAUUGCGGAAAAAUAUUUAAUUAAAAUUGCAUGACUGUGAUUCAGUAACUAUAAUUUUGUUAUGUAAUUCCAGUGACGAAUUAUUUCCUAGUUAAACAGUUUUAACAUUAAUGUUUUAUCACUAUAUAACCUUAAAAUGCAAGUGAUUACUGAUAUACAUUUAUAUCAUAAUCUGCAAGCUAUUUGCUCCAUUUCUGAUGAAGGUUUGGUCCUGCCAGACAAGGAGCUAUACAGACUGCUUUCCUUAGAAUCUGAUAUUUCUGUAAUACACAAUGAUAUUAAUGAAGAUCAUAAAGGGAAACGGUUGAGAUUCAUAGCUAGUGCCUAUUUCCUCAAACCAUUCUUGAAAGAAUGCUUGAAUUCAGAUGUAUAUCGUGCUAACGUAGUAAUGCAUUUGAAUAGGUUAAGCGGUUACCCAGAAAAUGGAGUUGUAUUUUUAAAAUUGAUUUUGGAACCACCAGACCAAGAAAUCAUAGACUAUGCUUGGAAUGAACGAAUGCUUAAACUGUUAUGGACUCGUGUUGAAAUAGAGAAUGCAUUUUCGUGGCUGUCCACACUCGGUGGAGCUUAUUCUGCAUUAGGGGACUAUUUCGAUCACUGCGCUGAAGAAGCGGGUAGAAUAUCAAUAAGGCAAUACAAACUAUCCAAAAUGCUUGGCGACGACGGCCUUGCAGCUCGGAGUCAGCUCUACUCAGCCUUAUCAUUCUCACAGAGAGGAAACCUUAAAUUGUCACGCAGGAUUGUAAGAAAUGUGGCCGAAUUUGGCAGAGUAACUCAUGAUAAACGAUUAGUGAGAAUGUGCCAAGGCGUUUGGGCCAAGUUGAAGUAUUUGAGAUCAUUAAGAAAUACUGUAUCACAACAGGGUAAAGAGAGAAACGGUGGCAAUGGGAAAGUGAUAAAUUGUCAUUGAUUUUGAUAAGCAAUAUUAAAUGUACAUGAGACAUGUUGUGUGUUUCCUUCUAGUUGCGAGUUUUAGUCGCCAAUUAUUGUUUAUUUGAGAUGUUUUAAAUUUAUUCAAUCAAAGGUAGAUAAUCUUAAUUAAUCUUAUAACUAUCUUGACAUCAUCUUGACAAAGUCUAAGUUUUGUUUAUAAAAAAUGCUUUUAUUCCAACUGUAACUUCUUACCGAGAUUAUAAAGAUCUUUGUAAAGGUACAAAAUAUCUGUAUGGGGAACCGUCUACAGUUUUGUAUUUAUAUAGAUAUUUUAAUAUCCGUUUAAUAUGCCCGAUUUCUAUGUUGACUUUGGCGCAUGUACACAUUGAUGCUUCAUUGCAACGACGUGUGGUAUAAUAUUUGCAGGCAUAAAUAUCUAGGUCACAAUCCUUAGGGUUGUGUCGUGAACAUUUCUUGCAAUACAUAACUAUAGAGACAAAUUAUAUAUUUGGUGCCAUAACACUAAAUCUAUUUUAGCGUUUUUAAGAUAUUUUAUUACAUUGAAAAGUGAUUAUAUAAUAUAAUAAUAUUAACACUUUCCACUCCAAGCCUUUUUUUUUACUCCACCAGCUACACGCUAAAAUUGCGUUUUUUCACUUUUAUGUUUUAUUUCGUAUUUGGUAAGUAAAAUUGAUUUUUUCUUAUAUGAUAAAUUUUAUUUUUUGAGUAAUUACAGGAUACUAUAUUAUAAUUCUUAAUUCUAAUCUUUAUAAUCCCUUUUGGUAUGGUACAAAAUCAAUGUCGAGUGACACUCGACAUUGGAGUGGAAAGGGUUAAAAAUAAGCUGGGAGUUUUUAGAUUUAUUAGUGGACCCCACGAAGUGUUUUGUCUAUUAUUUUUUUCUUAAAACCCUUGAUCGGAUUGUUACGAAAAUUAAACAAAUUAGCGAGUUCA